AUGCCCCUGACCUUCACCUUCUUGUUCCUCCUGAGCCAGGCCACCUCGGACCCAUGCUACCAUCCAGGGGGCCGCGCCCGCUUCUGCCUCCCACCAGUGACCCAGUUGGCUGGCAUGGCGGCCUCCUGUCCCCAGGCCUGUGCCUUCUCUGCGGGGGCCGAGGUCGGCUCCCGGGCCACCUGUAAUGGCAGUCUGACUCUGGCUCUGGAUGGCCCCUUCCUCCUGACUUCAGUCAGCCUGCGCUUCUGCACUCCAGGACCCCCAGCCCUGGUCCUGUCGGCCGCCUGGGCUACUGGAGGUCCCUGGAGAUCGCUGUGGCGCAGACCUGCCUGGCCUGGGGCCCUGGGGGGCCCAGAAAAGGUGACCUUCCGUGCCCCACCUGGUUCUAAGGCCAGUGUGGUAGCCAGUCACCUCCGUGUGGAGUUCGGAGGCCAGGCAGGGCUGGCAGCAGCUGGAGUGAGAGGCCGCUGCCAGUGCCAUGGCCAUGCUGCCCGCUGUGCUGCCCGUGCCCGGCCCCCCCGCUGUCGCUGCCGUCACCACACCACCGGCCCCGGGUGCGAGAGCUGCCGCCCAUCCCACCGCGACUGGCCCUGGCGACCCGCCACACCCUGGCACCCCCACCCUUGCCUGCCCUGCUCCUGCAACCAGCACGCCCGACGCUGCAGGUUUAACUCCGAGCUGUUCAGGUUGUCAGGCGGCCGCAGUGGGGGUGUUUGUGAGCGGUGCCGCCACCACACAGCUGGGCGGCACUGCCACUACUGCCAGCCAGGGUUCUGGAGGGACCCCAGCCAGCCUAUUACUAGCCGCAAGGCCUGCAGGGCCUGCCAGUGCCACCCUAUUGGGGCAACGGGAGGCACCUGUAACCAGACCAGUGGGCAGUGCUCCUGCAAGUUAGGGGUCACUGGCCUGACAUGCAACCGCUGUGGUCCUGGCUACCAGCAGAGCCGCUCCCCCAGGAUGCCCUGCCAGCGAAUCCCAGAGGCAACAACCACCCUUGCUACGACCCCAAGUGCUUACAGCUCUGACCCUCAGUGUCACAACUACUGCAAUAUCUCGGACACCAGGGUACAUAUGAGCCUUCGGAGGUACUGCCAGCAGGACUAUGUUCUCCGUGCGCAGGUGCUGGCAUCUGAGGUGGUGGGCCCGGCGUGGAAGCGGCUGGCCUUGCGCGUGCUGGCCGUGUACAAGCAGCGAGCGCCGCCCGUGCGCCGCGGCGGCCAGGAGGCCUGGGUGCCGGGCGCCGACCUGGCCUGCGGCUGCCUGCGCCUGCAGCCCGGCACCGACUACUUGCUGCUGGGCAGCGCGGCUGGCGACCCCGACCCCGCUCGCCUAGUCCUCGACCGCCACGGCCUCGCGCUGCCCUGGAGGCCGCGCUGGGCCCGGCCUCUGCGGCGGCUGCAGCAGCAGGAACACUCCGGGGGCUGCGACAGCCUGCGGCCUCCAGCCCGAGCCUCACGCCUGAGGACUAGAACCACAGCUGAGUAGCCUCAA
Messenger RNA from Rhinolophus ferrumequinum (greater horseshoe bat), 1491 nucleotides. It is a transcript of the gene NTN5, whose product is annotated as netrin 5. The record is from RefSeq and is a predicted model, not a curated record. The transcript has 6 exons. Gene Ontology annotation, molecular function: protein binding. The coding region runs from base 1 to 1485 and encodes 494 amino acids. NCBI's taxonomy places the organism in Eukaryota, Metazoa, Chordata, Mammalia, Chiroptera, Rhinolophidae.